This is a messenger RNA of Linum tenue, 868 nucleotides long. NCBI's taxonomy places the organism in Eukaryota, Viridiplantae, Streptophyta, Magnoliopsida, Malpighiales, Linaceae. The record is from the annotation of a GenBank genome assembly.
CCUCCACCCAAACUCGAUUUCAUCCUUCUCCCAGCAAAACUCCAGCCGCCUCUUCCUCAUCCAGCCGGCGACCGGGAAGAUCCAGCCGGAGAACUCGUCCUCCUCUGUGCCGCGAUCGAGAGGACGUCGAAUCCUCUUCCGUACCGCGACCGAAGCUCCUGCCCGCCUCUUCCUCCUCCAGCCGGCGACCGAGAAGUCGGGGCACCCUGCUGCAGAUCUUUACUAAACCUGUUGGUGAUAGCUACCUGCUUUCUCCAUUACUCAACAAUGGGACCUGGUGACAUCCUUCCACAGUGCGAAUACCUUUUUGAGAUUAAUUCGGAAAUCGACUCUCUCUUUAAAGACUUUGAUGCUGCUGGCCUCGCAAAGAAAGAGGCAUUCUUAAACUGGCAAGCCACUCAGGCGCCCGAUGGAGGUGUGCCAAUGCAUCUCCAAUUGGAAUCAUGGACCAUCUUUAAUAGGAAGCACCGAUAUAUGAGGCGGAUCAAGGAUGUUUUGACUUCGCGUCUGGACUUAUUUGACGCCCUCGUCCUGAACUUGUCCAACGCCAUCGCUGAUCUCUGUAUGGAUUUCAACCAAAUACUCGAAUACUUGGCGGCGCAAGAAAAUCUUAACAGCCCUACUCCAUGAUGGCUUUAAUGUCCAACGUUAACUGACUAAUGUGUGGGAGUGGGAGAAGAAGGAAGAAGACCUUUUGAUGUGAGUUUGGUAGCACUAUUAAGUAAUGUUCUGGCCUAAGAUAUGACCUAAGGUAGCUCUGUUGCAAACGUUAUAGUUUUUUAUGUGAGUUUGGUGCACUAUUAAGUAAUGUUUUGACCUAAGGUAGCCCUGCUGCAAAUGUUAUAGUUUUUCCAAGCAAAACUUGGGG